Molecule: messenger RNA, 1092 nt
Organism: Mesorhabditis belari
Lineage: Eukaryota; Metazoa; Nematoda; Chromadorea; Rhabditida; Rhabditidae
Source: the annotation of a GenBank genome assembly
AUGGCUGUGUAUAAACAACUCUUCUCGGCUCCACUGGUAUGUCGAUCAACGACUCAACGUGAUGCGGAGUUUCUGGUCGUUGAUUACGACAGAAAGGGAGCUGGAACCCAGCCGUAUAUGAAAUUUGGAAAAAACGAUCGAAGCCCGCAGCUUGUAAAGAUUACGAAUACGCAUGCAAGCGAGGCUAUGUGUGUUCAAAUUUUUCCUCCGCUUCCAAAGAUAGCCUGGGAUAAGCCUUUCAACAACCUCUGGAUGACGAUGGAAAAUGAUUGGCGUCUUGAAAUCGAUGGUGAAGUUGUGCCUUGGAGACUUCGAACAGGCAUUAAAGAGCCACGUUUCAAGAUGCUAGUCUUGGACGCCGGAGUGACAAAGGAAAUACAAGUGGUGGCAAAAACCGUUGAACCAGGACCUUAUGGUUUGACGAUUGUUUCGUGGUGUAAAGGCCAGACAGUUGCCGACGAAGCGUGCGUUUCUAUGCAGAAAUAUGGAACACCGUUUCGUCGAGGCGUUAACGGCAUCACAUCACUGAAUAAUGAUGCUAAAUUCUUCGCAGAGUUUUGCGAACAAUGUGUCAACGUGACCGAUGCCGCGCUUCAAUUGGAAUCAGGUAUCGGUGAGAUAUCGGUAACACCUCGCGAACAGCACAUCUUCGCGGUGCUCGAUGGAGUAGUCGAGGCGGUGUCACGCUCGCCAUCACCAGGAUUGUCGACGCCAUUGACGGUUUUAACCCCAAUCACUUUCACCAACACGAAAAGCUCUACUCCAUCUCCAAAACAAAAGCAAGAUCCGGUUUUGGUGCCACUUCCUGAUUUAACAGCCGCUCAAUUACAGGGCAUCACCACUUCGACGUUUGUGUCACCCACCGUCUCACAUAUGGUCACCGCAACGCCAAAUAAAGAAAACAGAAAAAGAAAUCGCCGAUCGGGCUUCUUGCUUCGAAGGGGUUGGCUCAAAGUGGCUGAGAAAGAAGACGACCACGCAAUGCAACCUAGCACAUCAAAGUUAGAGGAUCACGAUGUGGAUUUGGAAGAUAAUUUUCUUGAUUACAAGAAGCCGACCACCAACACUUUUCAAUUACCUCCAGGAUUUCGA